Molecule: messenger RNA, 945 nt
Organism: Fraxinus pennsylvanica
Lineage: Eukaryota; Viridiplantae; Streptophyta; Magnoliopsida; Lamiales; Oleaceae
Source: the annotation of a GenBank genome assembly
AUGGCAUGUUUAGUCAGUACUUGUGCCAAGCUAGCAUUUGUCUUCGGGGGAAUCAAUCCUACUACACUCUCACUCCAAGCUACGCCUGCUAAGCAACAUGCCUUGCGAUUUCCUUUUCCUUGCUCUUCGAUAAUACGUUGUAGUGAGAGUAUGGCCCGAGGUGCGAGGACGAACGUGCUUUCUCUCGUAAAGGCAAUGCAAACCCAGGAGGCAUUGCCGAAGGGUCUCAAGCCAGAGCUUAUGCCUAAUCACAUUGCUAUUAUUUCGGAUGGCAACCGCAGAUGGUCAAAUGAGAAAGGUUUCAAAAGUCAGCUCGGUCACCGGAAUGGUGCACGUGUAAUGAAGGAGAUAGUUUUUCUCUGUUGCAACUGGGGAAUCAAAGUUGUUUCCUUCUUUGCGUUUUCAACUGAAAACUGGGCUCGACCUAAAGAGCAGGUUGACGCUCUGAUGUGCCUGUUUGAAGAUGUAAUACAAACAGAUCUGCAGGAAUUUAUGGGAUACAAUGUGCGAAUAUCAUUCAUCGGAGAUAAGUCAAAGCUCCCCAAGUCACUGCAAGAAGUGAUGGCCACAGUAGAGGAUUCAACUAGAGGUAACAUGGGACUCCAUCUUAUGAUAGCCAUAAACUACAGUGGACGAUACGACAUAAUGCAAGCCAGUAGAAGCAUAACCAGUAAAGUUAAAGAUGGCUUUCUUCAAGUCGAAGAUAUCAAUGAAACCUUAUUUGAGAAGGAAUUGGAAACAAACUGUGCCCAAUUUCCUAACCCGGAUUUGCUUAUACGAACAAGUGGUGAGCAAAGAAUAAGCAAUUUCUACCUGUGGCAGUUGGCUUACACAGAAGUCUUCUUUUCUGUUAAAAAAUUUCCAGACUUUGAAGAAGAAGAUUUCAUAGAGGCCUUGAUCUCAUUUCAGAAAAGAGAGAGACGUUAUGGUGGAAACAAAUACUAA